UUUCUGUCUUUCCUGUGUUCCUCAGUUAGGCUCAAUAGAUUAAGCCUGAUUGGCCGUAAUGAGUUUAGGGACCUCAAAAAUGACUGGAAAUAUGCUGGAAGUAUUGAGAAUGGUUCUCACUCUUCUACUUCUUGCUUCUAUCCGUCAAGGGAUCCAGGGUGCUGAGUUGUUCCGUUAUGAAAAGAUGGAAGCUGUAGUGGGCCAGAAUGUUUCCUUACCCUGCAUUGUAAAAGGUCCUACUGAUAACAAGAUUGUCAGUAUUGAAUGGAGUAAGGAAAACACAAAGCUGUGUGUGUACAGCCAACUUUAUGGAAUCCAUCUAUUCUGGAAAAAUAUUACCAUCCAGAUUGAGAACAACAGUGCUGAUGCACUGGGUUCCCAUUUAAAACUUUCUGAUGUGAAGAAAUCGGAUGAAGGCAUCUAUGUUUGUGACAUGGCCACCUUUCCUGAUGGAUCCAAAAAGGUUGAAACACAGCUAAUAAUCAAAGAUGACAUUAAAAUAACAUGUGAUGUGAAUGGCACUGUUGAUGUCCAAAAUGGAGAAAAUGUGACAAUUCGCUGCAGAUUAUUUCCAAAUGCAGAGUACAGCUGGACCAAGAAUGAUGAACUGUUGUCAGAGACUGAAUCUCUGGAGCUCGUGAGGGUGACUGAUGCUGAUGCAGGGGUUUAUACACUGACUGUCAACACAGGAAGCAAACAUGUGCAUGAAGAGUUUGUGGUCACAGUGCUAACGACAACCACAAGUUUGAAGACAGUGUCAUCAUGGGGUAUGACUGUAUCAGCAGACAUCGGUCUUACUACAUCAGCAACACCUGAGCUUUCUACUCCCAACAAUGGCAUCACCACCACUGGAUGGAUCUACCACCUCCUUUCAAUCUUCACCUUCAGUCAAGUAUACAGCUGCAAGAUAGAGCAAGACUACAACAGAGCCAAGCAAAUGUAGCUCGGUGCAGAGGUG
Molecule: messenger RNA, 958 nt
Organism: Oreochromis niloticus (Nile tilapia)
Lineage: Eukaryota; Metazoa; Chordata; Actinopteri; Cichliformes; Cichlidae
Product: nectin-3-like protein
Exons: 6
Coding region: 59-943 (294 amino acids)
Biological process (GO): homophilic cell-cell adhesion; heterophilic cell-cell adhesion
Cellular component (GO): adherens junction
Source: RefSeq, a predicted model, not a curated record